This is a messenger RNA of Cuscuta campestris, 2273 nucleotides long. NCBI's taxonomy places the organism in Eukaryota, Viridiplantae, Streptophyta, Magnoliopsida, Solanales, Convolvulaceae. The record is from the annotation of a GenBank genome assembly.
CACAAUACUUUCCAUUAUUUUAAUGCUUCUUGAUAACAAUAAUUUCUCCCAAAUGAAAAGAUUACAGCUUUCCAUUAUUAGAGGAGGAAGAAGAAGAGGAGAAGGGCCUUUUAAAUUCUUUCUCCUUCUUCUGUUAUUCUACGCACCCAAUUCUAGGGUUUAUCCAUGCAUUGCAUUCUCCCCACUUUAUCCCCGAGCUUCUUCUGACUGAAAUCCGAUGGAUUUGUGGAAGUUUAGCUGUUUGAUUUGCCGAUUUUCAGUUCUGCUGGUAAUUUCCGGCGUCCAUUCUGGAGUGAAGGCAGGUGACAUUGUUCAUCACGACGAUUUAGCCCCGAAGAAGCCCGGAUGUGACAACGAUUUUGUGCUGGUGAAAAUUCAAACAUGGGUUGAUGGUGUAGAAGAUGAAGAGUUUGUUGGUGUUGGUGCUAGAUUUGGCACUACAAUUGUGUCACAGGAAAAAAAUGCACACCAAACUCGCCUCUCUCGAUCAAAUCCCCGAGAUGGUUGUGGUACUCCAAACAACAAGCUUGCUGGGGAUGUCAUCAUGGUGGAUCGAGGGCAUUGCAAAUUCACUGCAAAAGCUAAUUAUGCAGAAGCUGCUGGUGCUUCAGCAGUUCUUAUAGUAAACAACCAAAAAGAACUUUACAAGAUGGUUUGUGAUCCUGAUGAAACUGACCUCGAUAUAAAGAUACCUGCUGUCAUGCUUCCCCAUGAUGCUGGUACAUCCUUGGAGAAAAUGCUAUUGAAUAGGUCUUCAGUUACUGUACAGCUUUACUCUCCACAGCGGCCAGUAGUUGACAUAGCAGAAGUAUUCUUAUGGCUGAUGGCUGUUGGGACUGUAUUGUGUGCAUCAUACUGGUCUGCUAGGAGUGCUAGAGAAGCAGAUAUAGAACAUGACAAGUUCUUAAAGGAUGCUUUGAAUGAACUUCCCGAGACUGAAACGGCUCAUACUAGCAAUGUGGUUGAUAUCAACAUGACAUCAGCCGUUUUAUUUGUUGCCAUUGCUUCCUGUUUCUUGAUCUUGUUGUACAAACUUAUGAGGUUCUCAUGGUUCUUUGAGCUCCUAGUCGUAGUCUUUUGCAUUGGGGGAAUAGAGGGCUUGCAAACCUGUUUAGUGGCUUUGCUAUCACGGUGGUUCAAGCAUACGGGAGAUACAUUUAUCAAAGUACCCAUUUUCGGAGCAGUGUCAUACCUUACUUUGGUUGUCUCUCCAUUCUGCAUAGCCUUUGGAGUUAUAUGGGCCGUCUACAGAACACAUUCAUUUGCAUGGAUAGGUCAAGAUAUACUUGGCAUUGCACUGAUCAUCACUGUUCUUCAGAUUGUACAGAUACCUAAUCUCAAGGUGGGAACGGUUCUACUGGGUUGCGCCUUUGCGUACGACAUAUUUUGGGUGUUUGCUUCUAAGAAGCUGUUCCAUGAAAGUGUGAUGAUUGUGGUAGCCCGAGGCGAUAGAAGUGGGGAGGAUGGCAUUCCUAUGCUACUGAAGAUCCCACGGUUAUUUGAUCCUUGGGGAGGUUAUAGCAUCAUAGGAUUUGGUGACAUCCUACUACCUGGACUGCUGGUUUCAUUUUCACUGAGGUAUGAUUGGCUUGCAAAGAAGAAUCUCCGAACGGGUUACUUUUUGUGGGCAAUGUUUGCUUAUGGAUUAGGUCUUCUUGUCACAUAUGUUGCAUUAAACCUGAUGGAUGGUCAUGGCCAACCAGCACUUCUUUACAUUGUUCCAUUUACUCUUGGGACGUUUUUGGCAUUGGGAAGAAAGAGAGGAGACCUUAAAAUCCUGUGGACAAGGGGAGAACCGGAGAGGGUGUGCCCGCACGUACAUCUUGAAUCAACCGAAGAGUCGAAUGAAUAAAGUUGAAGACGUCUAUAUGUGUGUAUAGAUAGCUCUAGAAAGUUGGCAUAAUCUGCAGAAGUUAAUUGCCAACUAUUGUUCUGGUCCAAAAACCAGCUGUAUAUUGCCUGGCUUAAUAUUGCAAAUGAACUUGCAUUUGUAGCCUAUGCACAGUUAUUAUUUAACAAAAGAAAAGUUUGUGAUGCUUACUCACCAGUCUACCCAAUUAAAGGCCAUCCUUCCUCUACGAUUGGAUCACCAGUUUGGGUACACGGGACAGGAGAAAAUCAAGUCUUGGCUCAAGUAAUCUUGUUUUGCCAUGGAUGAUGAAGUACUGGUACAACCCCCUAGAAUCGAGAAGAGUUUAUUUGGCUACAACUUCCACGAAUUCAGGUCCUGGGAAUGAUUUUCGUGGAAGUUGGAAUAAAGUUGGAGCAUGUUA